Messenger RNA from Tachysurus fulvidraco (yellow catfish), 3120 nucleotides. It is a transcript of the gene cdh16, whose product is annotated as cadherin 16, KSP-cadherin. The record is from RefSeq and is a predicted model, not a curated record. Gene Ontology annotation, biological process: cell-cell junction assembly; adherens junction organization; homophilic cell-cell adhesion. Gene Ontology annotation, cellular component: catenin complex; adherens junction; plasma membrane. The transcript has 18 exons. Bases 104 to 2566 code for a protein of 820 amino acids. NCBI's taxonomy places the organism in Eukaryota, Metazoa, Chordata, Actinopteri, Siluriformes, Bagridae. Gene Ontology annotation, molecular function: calcium ion binding; cadherin binding.
AAACAGUUCCCUCACACUAAAGUCUAACCAUUCUGUCUUUGUCGUGGAUCAGAGCAGAUACCCACCUACUUUAACAAGCAGACUUUAGGCCACAGGGUGUUCAAUGAAUGAGAUGUCUUCAUGGAUCAAAACACUGAAUAUGCUGCUUUGUUUGCCUCUUUUAUAUGUGGACGCAGCACACCUCAGGAUCGGUGUUCCAGAAAACUAUGAUGGUAUUUUCCCUUGGUACCUCACUAAGUUGCCUGAUCUUCCCUUAACCUAUGCUGAUCUGAUCGUAAGUGGUGAUGAUGAGGGGAUUUUUGGAGUAGAGUCAGGUUUCCUGUAUGCCCUAAAACCACUGGACCGGGAGAAGAAGCCAUCAUAUACACUGCAAGUGUCCUUCAUGGCAUCUAUGCACCCACAGAGCUUUAGUGUAGAGGUGUGCGUCAUCGACAAGAAUGACAACGUGCCAAUAUUUUUGCAAGAGAGCAUGAGAGGCACCGUUCAGCUCGGCCUGCUAAAAGGAAUCCCGUUCAUGCAAGUAGGGGCUUUAGACCGUGACGACCGAAACACACCACAUGCUGAUCUGCGUUUUCGCCUCCUAGACCAGAUGCCUCGCAUCCCGGCCAGUCACAUGUUCCACAUCGAUGCCACUAGUGGGGAGGUGUCUCUCACAGAGGAUGGUGCCUCUGCUCUGGACCCUGAAAUGUGUGGACGCUAUAAACUUUCGGUGAUGGUCCAGGACAUGGGUGGAAAGGCCAAUGCUUUCUUCUCCACUGGCACUGUGUUGGUCGAGGUGACAGGGAACACAUGGGCUUCACCCGACCCAGUUCGACUGCAGGAGAACCUACCAGGACCGUACCCUAUCCCCAUUUCUCAGGUGAAAUGGAGUGGGAGUUUGGUAGAGUACAGUCUGGAGGGAGAGUUUCCAGAGAUGCUUUUCACCAUUAGUAGAGAAGGAGUCAUCUACCUAAAUGCCCCUCUGGACCGAGAAACCCAAGAUCAGUUCCUGAUCAGCAUAGUAGCAGAGAGGCCAGAUGGCAGGAGGAUUGCAAAACCCGUAGAGCUGAGGGUCAUGGUAGGAGAUGCCAAUGACAACAGACCGACCUUCCCACAGAUGCAGUACCACACUGUUGUCAAGGAACUUGCACAGAAAGGAUCUGAAAUUCUCACAGUCCAGGCAGCUGAUAACGACGACCCCAAAACGGAUAAUGUGCGGAUUUUUUACAGAUUGGCAUCGCAGGUGCCAGAAAGCCCCCGGCCACUUUUCCGUGUGGACCGAGACUCUGGGGUGAUCACAGUGCAGGCUGACAGCAUGGAGGGCACGGCAUCACAAUACACACUGACAAUCAUCGCUGAGGACGCUAAAGGGUUGAACAGCUCCUGCACAGUGAUAGUUAAAGUACUGGAUGAAAACAACAACCCACCUGUCUUCUCUCAACAUGAGUACGGGCCAUUUCACUUGGCAGAGGAUGCCCCAGUGGGUGCCACAGUGACGGCGGUGGCAGCGUGGGAUGCUGAUGAAUGGGGUGGGGACAGCUGGCUGGUCGACUAUCGACUAGAGUCAGGGAACGAGGAUGAGGUCUUUACAUUGGUGACAGACAGACAGACUAACGAGGUCUCUCUUGUCCUUGCUAAGGUGCUGGAUUUUGAGCGGGAGAGUGAAUACAUUCUGGUGCUGAGUGCUCAAAACCCUGUGGCUCUGGUGAGGGGGAGGUAUGGCCCUGCAUCCACCUCCACCGUCUCCAUCUUCAUUGAUGACAUCAAUGAGGGUCCAGUUCUGUCACAGAGUCACUACGAGGUCACUGUCAGAGAGGGCGAGGAACCAGGACGAGUCAUAGCUACAAUAAGGGCUUAUGACCCUGACUCCCAUCCAGUCAGGUACUCACUGAGAGGGGACACAAAGAAAUAUUUCUCCAUUGGGAAGUACUCAGGAGAGCUGAAGACAGUGCAGGCUUUGGACAGAGAGGAGAACAGUACCUACAUCAUGGAGGUGGUGGCUGAGGAUGGACGUAAUUCAUCCCUGUCCGCCUGCACUCUAGUGACGGUGCAUAUUCUGGAUGUGAACGAUAACAGCCCUGUUCUGGUGGGUGAUUACUCCUGGAAGUACCUUUGCACACCACGCUUGGAAGAUCAGGCGCUGGUUCUGGCUUCUAGGGACAGCGACGGGCCUCUGCAUGGUGGCCGCCUCAACUUCUCGCUCAGCAGCGAGCCUACAGUGAGACGAAACUGGAAACUCACCCCCAUCAACGACACUCACACCAACCUGUCUCUGAAUAUGGACUAUCUAACCCCUGAUGUUUAUACGGUGCCCUUCACCAUCUCAGAUAGCAGCUCUCCUCCCAGAAGCACCUUCAUUAAUUUGCCUGUAACUGUGUGCACAUGUAACGUAAGAGGGAAUUGCCGCACUGCAGCGAAGCAACUUGCAGGGAUGCCCACUAUCCAGUCCACACUGGGAGUCCUUCUUGGAACUCUGGGAGUUAUAGGGAUCAUAUUAAUAGUUCUUUUUGUGAGACUGUCGUACCAGAAACCUCCACCGAAUGGGAAAGCCAAUCAGGAAACAAUGCCUCUCCAUGUCUCACUGUAAAUCAUCAGUUAGGUGGAUUUGUUGUUCAGCAUACACCAGUUCCACAAAAGCGCUAAUGUGUUUUACCUGAUGUUAGAUUUUACAGGCCCCGUUUUUACUUAAUCCUAAUCCUCAUCUUGAUGUACCCUUGCACUGUACAUUUCCUAAGCAUUCUGGAUUAAAACCACUUAAAAAUAAAUUAAUCAGCUAAUGGAAAAUGUAUAGUGUAGCAUAACCACAGGUGAAGGACUGUGAAAUAUGUCUAUGGACUAUAGGUUUUCUAAAGGUACUGUGGUCUAGACAGUGCUUUUUAUUAGUUAUAUACAGUAUAACCAUCUGUAGUUAUAGUCUUAAUACAUUUAGGAUUAGCAGGAUUAUCUAUUGUUUACUUAAUAUGAGCCUGUGCGUUAACUUCACUCUUUUAUGAUUGUAUUUAUCUUUUCUUUUUACUUUUAUACUUCAUCUUGAUAAAAAAUGCUUUAUAUUGAAAUCACUAAUCCCACAUUUAACAAAUUAACACCUUUCACUGUGUCAUCUGUUAAAUCUAAUUGAAAUAAAACAGUGAGGAAAAGAGA